AAAGAAAACUAAUAAUGACGGUCAGCACGACCUGCCUGACACAUUCCGCAUAGCGAGCAGGAUUAAAAGGGUCGAAACGAGACGAAAACAGUUUAUUUACUGUUUAUUGUUUUUACUUUUACUGCGACCCUCAGUUUUAAUGCGGACCUCUCCGCCUCCGGCAGGCUGGUCUGUGCGCUGCUGGCCGGUCUGUCCUCCUCUGAGCCGGCGGUGCGGCAGCGCUUUAGCUCCGGCUCGGUGUUAGCCUGUUAGCCUCGGGCAAGCCGGGCGCAGGAUGGACUUCGUGCUGGGCGGAGUGGCCGCGUGCGGCGCGUGUGUGUUCACCAACCCGCUGGAGGUGGUGAAGACCCGAAUGCAGCUGCAGGGAGAGCUGCAGAGCCGCGGCUCUUACCGGGUUCACUACCGGAACGUGUUCCACGCCUUCUACACCAUCGGGCGCGUGGAGGGUCUGGGUGGGCUGCAGCGGGGGCUGCUGGCCGGGAUGAUGUACCAGUUCUUCAUGAACGGGGUUCGGCUCGGUUCCUACGCCCUGAUCGAGUCCGCCGGAUACAUCCACACGGAGGGCCGGGUCAGUGCGGCGAAGAGCACCGCCGCCGGGGCGCUCAGCGGGGUGGUGGGCGCCGUGAUGGGCAGCCCGAUAUACCUGGUCAAAACUCACCUGCAGAGCCAGUCCACCUCCACCAUCGCUGUGGGUCACCAGUAUCAGCACCGGGGAAUGAUGCACGCACUGGUGGCGAUUCACCAACAGCACGGCAUUAUGGGAUUGUGGCGCGGCUCCAGUGCCGCGGUGCCGAGGGUCAGUGUGGGGUCAGCGGCUCAACUGUGCACUUUCAGCACCUGCAGAGAGUUGAUUACUGACCUGCAGAUGUUUUCUGAGGACAGCUGGUUGGUGGCCCUCAGUGCUGGAAUGGUCAGCAGUGUUGUUGUGGUUUUGGCCAUGACUCCGUUUGAUGUGGUCAGCACACGACUCUAUAACCAGCCAGUCGACCACCUGGGCCAGGGCCGGCUGUACCGCGGCUUUGUGGACUGUUUUUCCAGAACUCUGCGGACGGAGGGCUUAACUGGACUGUAUAAAGGACUUGGAGCCUCGUACUUCAGACUCGGCCCUCACACCAUCCUCUCCCUGCUGUUCUGGGAUCAGCUUCGCUACAUCUACCACACAUACGGCUACUGACCACAAUUACUGACCACACACACGGCUACUGACCACACACAUGGCUACUGACCACACAUACGGCUACUGACCACAGCUACUGAACACACAUAUGGCUACUGAACACAGUUACUGACCACACAUACAGCUACUCAACACACAGUUACUGACCACACAUACAGCUACACAACACACAGUUACUGACCACACAUAGAGCUACUGAACACACAGGUACUGGCCACACACAUGGCUAUUCACCACAGUUACUGACCACACAUACGGCUACUGAACACACAGUUACUGACCACACAUACAGCUACUCAACACAGUUACUGACCACACAUACAGCUACUGAACACACAGGUACUGGCCACACGCAUGGCUAUUCACCACAGUUACUGACUACACAUAUGGCUACUGACCACACACACAGCUGCUGACCACAGUUAUUGACCACACAUAUGGCUACUGACCACAGUUACUGACCACAAAUACGGCUACUGAUCACAAAUAUGGCUACUGACCACACACACAGAGUGAGAUUGUGAGCGCUGUCUGUCGGUCAGUUCUCCCAUCAGUGGACUUUUUGUCACCUGAUGUUGCAGAGAUAUUCCAAGAUGAUGCAGAAAUUCCUUGAGUGCAGAUUGUGGAAGUGCGGCUCAGCGAAUGUGAGGGGUCAUUUACACACCACAGAGUCCUGACCUGAACCCCACUGAGGGUCUCUGGGAUGAGCUGGAUGAGACUUUAGGAAGCAGGUCGACUGUCCCACCGUCAAUACAAGAAAAUAAAAGCAGCUCUGGAAAUAAA
This is a messenger RNA of Colossoma macropomum (tambaqui), 1960 nucleotides long. RefSeq names its product solute carrier family 25 member 35 (gene slc25a35). The record is from RefSeq and is a predicted model, not a curated record. The transcript is spliced from 5 exons. NCBI's taxonomy places the organism in Eukaryota, Metazoa, Chordata, Actinopteri, Characiformes, Serrasalmidae. Bases 275 to 1174 code for a protein of 299 amino acids.